This is a messenger RNA of Ctenocephalides felis (cat flea), 798 nucleotides long. Its product is annotated as DNA-directed RNA polymerase III subunit RPC7-like. Gene Ontology annotation, biological process: transcription by RNA polymerase III. The transcript is spliced from 4 exons. The record is from RefSeq and is a predicted model, not a curated record. Lineage: Eukaryota; Metazoa; Arthropoda; Insecta; Siphonaptera; Pulicidae. The coding region runs from base 392 to 739 and encodes 115 amino acids.
AUGAAAAUAUUUAUUUUUUUACUUAUAUCAUAUAUUUUUAUAAAUUUUGUAGAAUUAUGGCAGGCCGAGGUAGAGGUAGGGGUAGGGGUGGCCCUGGUAGCAGCAUGAGUUUUACAUCUGAUCAAUUAAACGCAAUGGGUUUAAGUGGACCUGCUUUAAGAGCAGAAUUAAACCAAGCCAUUAUUGGACCUCCAUUAACUUUUCCACCAUUGAUGAAUAAAGCUCCUCCUGUCACAAUUAGUCCCUUAGAAGAAUAUAUAUUGAUGUUAAAAAGAGAAUUGAAUGAAUAUUACAAAGAGAAUGCUAUCAUGCCUAAGAGUAAAACUGUAGAGAAGUCCAUUGUUCAGCCUUAUGGUAAUCGAUAUGCUGAAAUUCUAAACAAAACACAAGAAUGUACAUUGUUUGGAAACAUUUGCCAUUAGAACUGAAACCAGGAGGAAUUAAGAAUAGGCAAAAUAUUAAAUUAAGUACUAAGAAAACAAAGACAAUUGACAUUAACUCUAGACUAAGCAUUCUGGAGCAAAAUGAAUUGCAAGGUGGAAAGAAACGUAAGUUAGAUGAUGAUGAUUUAGAAUUGUUAAAUAAGGAAGAUAAUGAUGUUGAAGACAAAGAAGAAGAACUGGAUGAUGAGCAUCCUGAUGAAGAAAUGGACACAGGAACAGAUUAUGUUUGUGAUUACUUUGACAACGGGGAAGCGUUUGAUGAUGAAGAUGAUAAUUUAGAUGAACCUUGUUUUUAAGCAAUAUAAUAAUUAUAUUUUGUGAAGUUAUUUUAUAAAUCAGAUAUUUUAUAAAAUAU